AUGACCAACGGCUCCAACGGUACAUCGUCGUUUGACAAAAGCAGGCAUCAUGGUCAUGAGGAGAGGACCAUGUCCCACCCCCAGUCUACGUCGCCCAUCGCCGUCGUGGGCAUGGCCUGCAGAUUCCCCGGCGGCGUCACGAGUCCGGAGGGGCUCUGGGACCUCUGUGCCAGCGGUCGAGACGCCUGGUCCCCCAUACCCGAGUCGCGGUUCGACGUGAAAUCAUACUACGACCCGAAUCCUGCAAAGAGUGGUAGAAAUCAUGCCACCGGGGGUUAUUUCUUACACGAAGACGUGGCUCUGUUUGAUGCCGCAUUCUUUCGAUUCACGUCCGAAGUAGCCAGUGCAGCGGAUCCUCAGCUUCGGCUGCUAUUGGAGGUGACGUACGAAGCAACGGAGGACGCCGGUCUACCCAUGGAAAAGCUCGCGGGGCCGGGCCCCAACACGUCGGUAUUCGUCGGUUGCUACACCAAGGAUUACCACGACGUUCAGACGCGCGAUCCCGAGACGAUGCCGCCGUCCACGCUGACCGGAAAUUACACGGCCAUGUUCUCCAACAGGGUCUCCCACUUCUACGAUUUCCAGGGAGCCAGCAUGUCCAUCGACACCGGUUGCUCGGCCGCCCUCGCCGCCUUGCACCAGGCAUGCCAGACCAUCCGGUCGGGAGAGUCCCACGUUUCCAUCGUCGGAGCUUCGAAUACGAUCUUGAAUCCAGACAUCUACAUCGCCAUGUCCACUCUUGGCAUGGUGGGCGCAGAUGGACGUUGUUAUGCGUGGGAUGCGCGGGCGCAGGGCUACGGUCGUGGAGAAGGGGUGGCCGUGCUUGUGCUAAAGUCCCUCGAUGCGGCCGUGCGAGACGGCGACCGGGUGCAUGCCGUGAUACGGGAGACGGGACUGAACCAGGACGGUCGAACAACCAGCAUCACCUCUCCCUCCGUGGACGCGCAGAUCCGGCUGAUACGACAUUGCUACCAACGAGCGGGUCUCGAUCUUUCUGACACGGGGUACGUGGAGGCGCACAUGACCGGGACGCAGGCGGGGGAUGUUACCGAGGCCGAAUCACUUGCCCGGACGUUCGGUGCAAGCCGCACACAAGAUGACCCCGUCUGGGUCGGCUCGGUCAAGACCAAUGUCGGGCAUACCGAGGCCGUCAGCGGAUUGGCUGGCAUUAUCAAGACUGCGAUGGCCAUGAAGUACCGAGCCAUUCCGCCGAAUCAGAACUACGUCGUGGGAAACGACAAGAUUCCCCUUGACGACUGGCACUUGCGAGUGCCGACCAAUGUGGUGCCCUGGCCACGCAACAAACCCUUGCGCGCGUCCAUCAACAACUUUGGCUACGGAGGGACAAACGCACACGUCAUCCUCGAAGGUGCGCCUGAAACGCGGCUCGCAAAUGGCAACGGUCGCAGGACAACGACAGCGGACGACGGUGAUGUGUCUCGACUGUAUGUGCUCAGCGCCCAGGACGCCGACACGACCCGCGCCAUGGCCGGAAACCUGGCUGCUUGCAUCCGGAAGAGCAUAGAGGGCGAGAUGGAUCUGCAGCCUGCCGACAUGGCCUUCACGCUCAGUCACCGUCGAUCGCGCCUCUCCUAUAUCACUACAGUGCGUGCUAGCAACUUGGCCGAGUUAGCCGACAAUCUGGACAAGACGGCGGCUCUCAAGGUAGGACACGCGCCCGCAAAUAAACGGGCGCCGCGACUCGGCUUUGUGUUCAACGGUCAAGGCGCGCAAUGGCAUGCCAUGGGCCGAGAAUUGCUGUACGCAUACCCCAUAUUCGCAGAGGCGAUCGACGAGGCCGACCGGGUCCUGCGGGAGAUGUACGGCGCUGACUGGUCGUUACGCGAGGAACUGACGCGCGAUGCCAAGUCCAGUCGCGUCUCGGAGAUUCACCUGGGCCAGCCCAUCACCGUGGCGCUGCAAGUGUGCCUGGUGGUGCUGCUCCGCUCAUGGGGCAUCCGUCCAUCGGCCGUCACGAGCCAUUCCAGCGGCGAAAUUGCGGCCGCAUAUGCCGCUGGGGCGCUCUCGUUCGAGCAGGCGCUCGGCGUGACAUACUGGCGUGGCGAGCUUGCGCGCACUCUGCUGGACCCGAAAACCUCGGGCGUCGUUGGUGGCAUGGCUGCGGCCGGUGUGGGACCCUACGAGGCGGAAAGAUACCUAAGGGAAACGACUUCUGACGGCCGCGUCGUGGUGGCGUGUGUCAACAGUCCCGAGAGCGUCACUCUUUCGGGUGACAUGGAUGAUCUGGACGAGGUUGUGAGGCGUCUCGAGGCCGACGGCAAAUUCGCUCGCAAGCUCAGGGUCGCGCUGGCAUAUCACUCACCCCAUAUGCGGCGCAUGGAGUCUGCCUACCUGGAGAAGCUGCGGGACUUCGUACCAUCGAGCCCGACUUGGUCCGGUGACGUUAGGUACACGUCCCCUGUCACGGGGGGCGUCGUCGUCACGUUCGCCCAAUCGCUGUCAGCAGAGCACUAUGUGCGGAACCUGACGAGCCCGGUUCUCUUUAGCCAGGCAUUUGAGGCCAUGUGCUUCGGUGAGACCGACGAAAGCUCCGCCCAAGUAGACGCCAUUGUUGAAAUAGGACCGCAUGGCGCUCUGGCGGGUCCCAUGAGACAGAUCUUGCGAGGCCGCAAGAUGGCUUACAUGUCCUGUCUUCAGCGAAAUGUGAAUGCCGUGGAGACCAUGCAAGAUGUGGCCGGAGAACUCGUCCGUCUCGGAUAUGCCGUAUCUUUAUCGGCCAUCAACAAAUACUCAGAGGCAAACGGUGAGGAGGCCGUGACCACCUCCACGAACAUGAUGAAAUUUGUGCCCGGCCUGCCGACUUAUCCGUGGAAUCACUCGAGUCGCUACUGGAUCGAAUCGCGGGUCAAUAAGGACAUCCGCCACAAGAGAUUUCCACCUCACGAGCUCCUUGGUAUGCCUGUUUCGGGCGCAACGACACCGGCAUGGCGAAACUUUAUACGUCUCGUCGACCUUCCUUGGAUCGGCGACCAUCGUGUCGAUGGCAUGGUUGUACUUCCUGGCGCGGCCUACGUAUCCAUGGCCAUCGAGGCCGUUCGUCUCGUCACGGAUCCGUCUGAAGACAAGAUUCGCGGCUAUCGUGUCAAAAACGUCGAGUUUCUAAGCGCCUUAGUGGUUCCCGAUUCGGAAAAGUCGGUCGGAGGCGUCGAGAUGUACUUCCGUCUGGGACCGUCACGACGCGAGGGGGACAAUGCUGAUGGCUGGUACGAAUAUGAGGUGCGCUCUCUGGGGGCCAAUGACAUGUGGGUGGAAAACUGUCGUGGUCUCGUCUCGGCCGUGGUCACGGAGCAGCAAGAUAUCGAGGACGCCGUCGCACCGAACGUCGACUCCUUCCUCAAGACACAGGAAUCCAAGGUACGACGAGUGGCCGGUUCGGCACUUCGGGCAGAUGUCGCCAGCAUGGGAGUUCAAUAUGGACCGGCCUUCCAAGGCAUUGCAGACGUGGUGGCGUCCAAACCCCUCAAAAGAGCGGCAGCCGACUUGGACAUCCUCGAGCUGGAGUCUCCGUCAGCGUCGCCAUACUUGGCCUCCUACUACGUUAUCCACCCCACGACGCUGGACUGCAUCAUCCAAGCCACUUACGCAAACUUGCCCCCAGACACGGGCAAGACGUCCAUGGUGCUUCCUAGGUCGCUCCAGGAUGCUUUUGUGCCUCGAUCGCUAAACAGAGGGGGGAGGGAGCGCCUGGCGGUUUUCAGUGAGUUGCGGAGUGCGCAACACAGAGGCUUCACCUCGGACGUAUCCGUCGCGAACUCGCAACAACAACAAGGUGAUAGCCGCCGUGAGACCCCUCUCGUGAUCAAUCAGCUGUUCUGCCAGGCCAUUCCCCGUGAUGAGGCUGAAAGUGGCCUGGAAAGAAUUCCGCUCUAUGAAAGCCGCUGGGUACCGAUAGUGAGCCGCGGUGGCAUCCCCUCGUCUAUGAAAGAAUACAUGCGCACUACACUAGCAGGCGAAGAGCUGGACUACGAGAAAAAGGUGGUCCGCGCAUCCUAUCACCUCAUUGCCGAUGCUGCGGCUGAACUGGAGGAGGGGCAGCCAUCGGGCAGUUGGACAGCACACGGGCACGCCUCGUUUGCAUGGAUGCAGAGCGUGCUGGCUCGUGGUAAGAGCGGGCAACUGAUGCCUGGAAGCAAAGCCUGGGGGCGAGCAAGCAAGGGACUUAAGCAAAAGUUGUUCGACGAGCUCCGGUCCACGGGUGGGACGCACGGGGGUCUCCUUGUUCGCAUUGGUCAGAAACUGGCACAGAUUGUGCGAGGAGAGGUAACGUCUGCCGCCCUCUUAGGGGAGGACAACGAAGAUGAUCUCAUGAGACAGUACAAUAGCGGACUGCCCAGCCUCCAAACUCGCAGCUACAAGCAACUUGCCAGGAUAGCGAAGGUCCUUGCUCUUCAGCAACCAGGAGCGGCUGUUCUCGAGGUUGGUGCGGGCAACGGGGCAGCGGCCGGAGCCCUGUUGGAAGCAUUCGGACAGGGAGGUAAUGGUGGACUGCUCAUUGACCGAUACAUAUUCUCGGACUCCUCAUCAGUGCAUCUCGAGGCAGCCAAGCAGAAGUUGGCCAGGUGGACCAAGGUGCUCGAGUUCCGGGAACUCGAUCUCGGAAAAGAGGGCCCGACGGAGACGUCGCACGACGUAGCAGCCGAACGGAGUAUAGACCUGGUGGUUGCAUCAAUGAACCUACACGCAGUCAACAACAAUCCGAAGACGGCAUUGGAAAACAUACGGAAACUGCUGAAGCCCGGCGGCAAGCUUCUGCUUGUUGUGAAGACGCACGUCAGUCUCGAUGCGCAGCUCAUCUGUAGCAUGCUCCCGGGUUGGGAACAGCAGGAUGAGCAGCCGGAAUUUGUCACGGGGCUAGAAGCGUGGGAUGAGACUCUUCGCGCCAAUGGAUUCACGGGCGUCGAAUUCGACAUUGCUGAUUGCGAGCAGCCGCAAUUCCAGAGAUGGACCGUCAUGUUAACAAGCGUCGCGCCUGAACAAGAAGCGUCCGCCGUGAACCCUAGUAGCCCAUCCAACCCCAGUUUUGUGACAAUCGUUCAUGCGGAGUCCACGCUUUCACCGUCGCAGCAGAAAUGGCUCUCACAGCUAGGCGAGGCCAUUUAUAUGACAACGGGCAUCCGGGUCACCCUGGAGAGCCUCGAAGAGGUACAACCAGGCGAGAGCCAAGUACACAUACUAGCUGCAGAUGUAGUAGCCAAGAAUGGUUGUGUGCUGGAUGAUAUGGACGAGUCCAUGUUCCAUAAGCUCCGUCGAGUGCUUCUGGUGAGUCGGGGAGUUUUGUGGUUGUCCAACGGCGCCGGUCCAGACGCCUCCGCCACACCCGCAUCUUCUCAGGUGCAGGGCCUGCUGCGAACUCUCCGCCAUGAAAAUGUGGACAAAUCCUCCGUCUUGCUGGACUUGCCCACAACCUGGGCGGAAGAAGCGGACGUGGUCAUAAAGCAUGUUGUCGGGGUGUUGCAGCAGACAUUGCUAAACAAAGAGUUUGGCCACGCCGACGCCGACUGGGAGUAUGCGAUUCAGGACUCGGUCGUCCAUGUGCCACGGAUCUUCCCGGCGAUGGGCAGUAAAGAGGAGUCCAAGACCAAGACCUUCCAGCCCUUUCAGGAUCCCCAUCGGCCACUGGUGUGGGAGGAGGGAUUGGAUUCAGGUGAAGGUGGCUUCGUCGAACAGUGGUGUGGUGCUGCCAAUGAGCUCGCUGACGGUGUCGUUGAGAUCGAGACGCGGGCUUUCAGCCUGGAUCCUCGCGUCCAUUAUCAUCACCGCACUGCGACAGAGGCCAACGACGAGGAAGCCACGGUUGUACACGAGGUAGCGGGCAUAGUCACCCGACUUGGGCACAACACGGACGCCAGUGGGUUCCAGCUCGGCGACAAGGUCUGCGGUGUGAUCAAGGGGCCAUACGCAAGCAUAGCACAAGCGAGUUGGACCAGCGUCGCGAAAAUUCCUAAUGGCCUAUCCUUCGAGGAGGCCGCCUGUGCCCCGCUGGCGUAUUCUGGGGCUUAUUACGCCCUUGUGCACGUGGCAAGAUUGAGAAGGGGUGACAAGGUCCUGAUCGUGCAAGCCGAUGGUGGAGCUGAUGGCACGGCGGCAGGUCUGGCCAUUGCAAAUCACGUAGGCGCUGACGUGUGGUUUGCUACCACCGACUUGACGGAGGCCGAGACACACCGUCUCAUGGACACAUACCACCUUGCUUCAAGUCAAAUUCUUAAAAGCCGUUACGCGAGGGAAUUAGGUGAUGCCAUCAAGGGGCAGACUGGCGGCCAGGGCGUAGAUGUGGUUCUCACCGGCCCGACGUCAUUGCUCUCCGCACCUCUGCUGCAGUCUGCUCUGAAUAGCAUCGCGAAUUUUGGUCGCUUUGUCGAAAUCGGUGGCUGGAACAAGAGCCUAGACGUCACCCAGCUUGCUGCAAGAUGCGCUACGUAUGCGCGAGUGGAUAUGAUACAGCUGAGCGACCACAAUGGUCUGCUUAUGAGGGAGUCAUUGGAUGCGGGCCUAGGCAUUAUCUUUCACAACGCCAUGUCUUCCUCGUCGGGGUCUUCCUCACCUCUUACCCCCGUGACAAUGUUCUCGCCCUCGCAGAUGAGUCAAGCUGUGCGGCAUUUGGAACAGCAACGGCAGCGACGCAAGGCGGGCAAGGUGGUCAUUGCGGCCCAGGACGACAGUCCGGUCCAGGUUAUGUCUCCUAUGCGCCGCCCACCUCGCCUUGAUGAUAAGAGAGCCACUUACCUGAUCGUUGGCGGGGUGGACGGUAUUGGCGGAGCCAUUGCAUCUUGGAUGGUGUCCAAAGGCGCCCGGAGUGUGGUCCUCAUUUCCCGCAACGCAGAGAAACACCCUCAGGCGGAGGGACUCAUCGAAGAUGCCGCGCUACGAGGUUGUCGCCUUCAAGUCCUCAACUGUGAUGUAUCGAGUGAGGAGAGUCUUGUCCGACUUCUCCAUCAAGUCUCGGCCACAUCGCCUCCGGUCCGUGGCGUUAUUCACGCUGCCAACGUUCUAGCGGAUACCGUGUUCGAUCGCAUGUCCUUCGCGCAAUGGCGAAAAACCGUGGGGCCCAAGGUCGCCGGCACGAGGAAUUUGCACAAGCACCUACCUCAAGAUCUGUCCUUUUUCGUGCUUCUGUCGUCAGUCAUCGGUGUGAUGGGGCACGUCUCUCAGGCCAACUACGCCGCUGCCAACGCGUUCGAGGACGCCUUGGCCAGCCACCGCGUGGCUCUCGGCCUCCCUGCCGUCAGUCUGGCUCUGCCGGCCGUUUUAGGCGUUGGAAUGGUGGCGUCAGACGAAGAUGCUCGGCAUCGUGUCGAAGCACUUGGCACCGAGUCGAUACAUAUCGACGCUGUAUUUCGCCUUAUCGAAGACGCCAUCCAGCACGACACGCGCCUCCAGCAUAGCCAGCGAUCCAGUCGGUUGUUCCAUCAGUCACCUGGUGAAGCCCGGAGGAUCGUUGGCCUGCUACCGUGGAGCAGUCUGGCGCCUGAGGCUGGCAUUCGUCGCGAUCGGCGUUUCGGCACGUUGCGCCUCGUUCAACCGGCAUCAUCCUCCCAAUCGACACAGACUUCCGAGGCCACCUCACUCGACCCCACCGCGAUUCUCGUCCGCGCACUCGGUCACAGCAGCAUCGACCGAGGCGAGAAAUCAAUGCAAGAAGUGAAGGGCACGGCACAGGUAGCAGAAGCACUGGCCGCGCGGCUGGCGGCGAUUUUCAACGUCGAUGUCGCGAGCGUGGACCCAGAACAGGGCGUUUCUGUUCUCGGCGUCGAUUCUCUCGUUGCCGUCGAAUUGCGCAACUGGCUUGCUUUGGCAGGUCAGGCGAAGCUGUCUAUUUUCGAAGUCCUACAGAGCGCCUCGCUCAAUCAGGUUGCUGAGUUGAUCAUCAGACGAAGUGCUCUGGUGAAGUAA
Messenger RNA from Sordaria macrospora k-hell, 7911 nucleotides. RefSeq lists its product as uncharacterized. Gene Ontology annotation, biological process: secondary metabolite biosynthetic process; fatty acid biosynthetic process. NCBI's taxonomy places the organism in Eukaryota, Fungi, Ascomycota, Sordariomycetes, Sordariales, Sordariaceae. The record is from RefSeq and is a predicted model, not a curated record. Gene Ontology annotation, molecular function: oxidoreductase activity; phosphopantetheine binding; fatty acid synthase activity.